Messenger RNA from Zophobas morio, 1522 nucleotides. It is a transcript of the gene und, whose product is annotated as uninitiated. Gene Ontology annotation, molecular function: metalloaminopeptidase activity. Lineage: Eukaryota; Metazoa; Arthropoda; Insecta; Coleoptera; Tenebrionidae. The transcript has 5 exons. Gene Ontology annotation, biological process: proteolysis. Gene Ontology annotation, cellular component: cytoplasm. The record is from RefSeq and is a predicted model, not a curated record. Bases 57 to 1442 code for a protein of 461 amino acids.
AAUAAAUUUUGAGUUUGACAAAUGUUCGCAGGGGUUUGACGGCUUCACCAGUGAAAAUGGCGGCGUUAAAAACUGAAAUAAGUCCUCAAGAUAACGAAGACGAAAACGAAAGAGAGAAUGAUGUGGAGGAAGCAGGGGGCGAAAUAACCCCUGGCGACGAAAGUAAGAAAAAGAAGAGGAAGAAGAAGAAGAAAAAGACGCCUACAGAAGACACUGAACGUGUUGUAGAGGAUGGAAAAGCUGAUGAUGUUAACGAAGUUAACGAUGCGACCUUGGAAGGCGAAGGGGAAAAGAAGAAAAAGAAGCGGAAUCGAAAGAAAGGCGGAGCCAAAGUCACCCAAACCGACCCACCGUCUAUUCCCAUAGCGGACCUUUUCCCCGACCAGGUGUUUCCCAUCGGUGAAAUCCAAGACUAUCGCGUAAACCAAGACGACCGCACUGCCAAAGAUCGUUUCACUUCAGAAGAAAAACGCGCUCUGGACCGCAUGCACAAUGACAUCUACAACGAGGUCCGUUUAGCUGCCGAAGCUCACCGUCAAACGCGUCAGUACAUCCAAAAGUGGAUCAAACCCGGAAUGACGAUGAUCCAGAUAUGCGAGGAGCUGGAGAACACAGCCAGAAAAUUGAUAUCCGAAAACGGUUUGAAAGCCGGUUUGGCUUUUCCCACGGGGUGCUCCAGAAAUCAUUGUGCCGCUCAUUAUACUCCGAACGCUGGAGAUCCGACCGUUCUGGAAUAUGACGACGUGGUGAAAAUCGAUUUUGGUACUCAUAUUAACGGAAGGAUUAUCGACUGUGCGUUCACGCACACUUUUAAUCCGAAGUAUGAUAAGUUGGUGGAAGCGGUAAGAGAUGCCACUAAUACUGGGAUCAGAGAGGCUGGAAUUGACGUGCAGUUGUGCGAAAUCGGGGCGGCGAUUCAGGAAGUUAUGGAAUCGUAUGAAUUGGAGUUGGACGGGAAAACUUAUCCGAUUAAAUCGAUUAGGAAUCUGAAUGGACACUCCAUUUCACCUUACCGAAUUCAUGCUGGGAAAACAGUGCCAAUUGUUAAGGGUGGUGAAGCCACCGUCAUGGAGGAAAACGAAUUUUAUGCUAUAGAGACUUUUGGCUCUACUGGACGAGGUGUGGUUCACGAUGACAUGGAUUGUUCUCACUAUAUGAAGAAUUUUGAAAGUUCGUAUGUUCCUUUAAGAUUGCAAUCUUCCAAGGCACUGCUGAACAUCAUCAACAAGAACUUCGGUACGUUGGCUUUCUGCAAGCGCUGGCUGGACCGCGCAGGUGCUACAAAGUAUCAGAUGGCUUUGAAAGAUCUGUGUGACAAGGGAGUCGUAGAUGCAUAUCCCCCUCUCUGCGACAUAAAGGGCUGUUACACAGCACAGUUUGAGCAUACUAUAAUGCUUCGUCCAACUUGCAAAGAGGUGGUUUCGCGUGGAGAUGACUACUAGUUAUAUCCUCGUUUCUUUUUGUAAAUGUUUUUCAAUUUGUUUACAAUGAAUUGUAAAUAAAAAGCUUUUUUGUCAAUUUC